UUUAUAUUUUUAGUAGAGAUGGGGUUUCACUAUUUUGGUUAGGCUGGUCUCUAAUGUCUGACCUCAGGUUAGCCACCCGCUUUGGCCUCCCAAAGUGCUGGGAUUACAGUCAUGAGCUACUCUGCUCAGCCCUGACCAUUAAGUCUUUCGUAAGCAUUAUCCUAUAUGUAUACUCACAUGUGUGGAAAAUGAUGUAUGGCGAAGGCUAUUUGUUGCAUUAUUGUUUAUAACAGCAAAAUUCUUGAAGUAACUUAAAUGUUUUUCACUCGGGGAAUGACUUAAAAAAAAAAACGGGACAGGUGUAGGGUGCCCGUGCUCUGUGGUUAGUACGUGUGUUCGGUCACGGGUGCGUCGCUCUGUGGUCCAGGCGUGCGGGUGUUGGCUGCGAUCUCUGCAGUGGGAUGAGCUGGGCUCCCGGUGGAAGCAAGGGAACCCGGCUGCAGCAGCCAUGGCCAGUAUAAUGGUAGCAGUUGGACUGACCAUUGCAGCUGCAGGAUUUGCAGGCCGUUAUGUUUUGCAAGCCAUGAAGCAUAUGGAGCCUCAAGUAAAGCAACUUUUUCAAAGUCUACCAAAAUCUGCCUUUAGUGGUGGCUGUUACAGAGGUGGGUUUGAACCCAGAAUGACAAAAUGGGAAGCAGCAUUAAUACUAGGUGUAAGCCCUACUGCCAAUAAAGGGAAAAUAAGAAAUGCUCAUCGACGAAUUAUGCUUUUAAAUCAUCCUGACAAAGGAGGAGCUCCUUAUGUAGCAACCAAAAUCAUUGAAGCUAAAGAUCUACUAGAAGGUCAAGCUAAAAAAUGAAGUAAAUGUAUCCUGAAUUUUAAGUUCAUAUUAGUUUAUGUAUAUGAGUAUUAACUUUUUAUAAUAAAAUGCCUCAGAGCUACAGUUUAAAAAAAUGAUUUAGCACAAGCUAAAUCUCAAAAAAAAAAAAAAAAAUAGGGCAUUCUAUGAUUGAAUGCCCUG
Messenger RNA from Cebus imitator (Panamanian white-faced capuchin), 961 nucleotides. Its product is annotated as mitochondrial import inner membrane translocase subunit TIM14-like. Gene Ontology annotation, molecular function: ATPase activator activity. Gene Ontology annotation, biological process: protein import into mitochondrial matrix. The transcript has a single exon. Lineage: Eukaryota; Metazoa; Chordata; Mammalia; Primates; Cebidae. The record is from RefSeq and is a predicted model, not a curated record. Gene Ontology annotation, cellular component: PAM complex, Tim23 associated import motor. Bases 449 to 799 code for a protein of 116 amino acids.